Molecule: messenger RNA, 573 nt
Organism: Cooperia oncophora
Lineage: Eukaryota; Metazoa; Nematoda; Chromadorea; Rhabditida; Trichostrongylidae
Source: the annotation of a GenBank genome assembly
AUGUAUAUUCGAAUACUACUGCUUGUAGCUCUUGUCCAUUCCUGGAAACUCACAACACGCCAGAAUGAGCACCUGAAGAAGCAUUGUGGUGCUCGUUUGCUUGGCAAAAGUCCACAAAAAAUGGGCAAGGUUCCUUACAAGAAACUGCCUAUAGACCUGUUCGAAAUCUAUAUUGGAAGUAGAAACGUGCAUCCAGAGAUGGGUAGAAACAACUCCUACAAAAUUGGGAAAGCUCAGUUUGGUGAUCUUGAUCCCUGUUAUGAUCCUCAUGGUGACUUGGCAAUAAUCGAACUCGACAGAGAUAUACCAGCUGAAGAAGGAACACCAAUUUGUAUGCCGAAGAGGAACGAGACCUUGCAAAAGAAACUGACUGCAGUUGGUUAUGGAGUAACCCCAAAAACAGGUCAGGUGAAGUAUUUCGCAACUCUCCUGGUGUUUUGUUUUCAGCAAAUAAGGCCCAAUCCGAAUGGUACUGUAUUGAACUACCUACAGUCAGUAAGCGUGGAUUUUGCUAAUGUCACUGAAGCAAACAAAGUUUUCACAACAAUAACUAAAGGGAGAUCAAUUUGCAGA